AUGUCUCUGAAUCUUUAAAACAGUAUUUUUUGUGUUCAACGAACACAGUAACUCUCAAAGGUUAAGUUUAGUAACUCGUGUACACUAAAAUGACCCCAUCUGUAGACCUUAAACAAAAAAAAAAAAGGAAAACAGCAACUUGUGAGACCUUAUUUUGAAAUUUACAACCGGAAAUGAUGCUACGUGUCUUGGUGGAGUUGACGCAGCCUGCUGCAAACACACACCGUCUCUUGGCGGACAUGGCGGCAACUUGAUGAAGAUGGCGAGGGCUUAAAAAGGAAAAAAGGCGUCUGUAGCAGGCUGUAGCUAGGCUCCAUCCGCCGACACAGAAAGGCAGCAGUCCUUCGCCAUGUUGGAAGACGAUAGCGCCCUUGUCCGCGCACGACCGAGGCCGGGGAAAACGUAAGCGCGUCGGUGAGUGUUUCUUAAAGCGGAGUCGCGGCUACGCAGAGGAGCGGAGCGGCGCCGCGCGGCAGCUCGGGGCGGACAGGAGGACAGCCAUGGAGGAUGCGGCCCGCGGUCGCAGGAGUCUGAUUUCCCACCCAGCCCACACUCAUUUGGAUGGGAAUUACCGCUGAAUGCGACGGAAAGCCGGGACAACCCACUAGCCGACUCUUGAGGGGAGGAAAACGCGAUCGGCUCCCGACGUCCAUGACUGUUGCGGCAGAGGAGCCCCCACGGUGGAGUCGGCCGGUUCCCAAAAUAUGACCAGGGGUGCUGGGACGUGUCGGCAGCAAGACGACGACGACGGCUUCCAAAUCUGGCUAGAGCCCCCCCGCGACCACCAAAAGCCAUUCACCGACUCCGAGAGGGCGCAGAGAUGGCGACUGUCCUUGGCAUCCCUCCUGUUCCUCACCGUCCUCCUCUCUGAUCGCCUGUGGUUCUGCGCCGAGGCCAGGCUGACCCGAACCCCGGACAAGUUCGCGUCCUCCCACCUCCGCUCCCUUCACACCCACUCGGCACACAUUAGCCCCACAGAGAACCCCCACGCUAUUUUUCUAGGAAACUCCACCAAACAUCUGUGGCGCCUCGAAACUCGCCACCGGGACAGUUCGUCCGGCGACUGCUUCGCCUUCGCGGAUGCGGACGACCUGUGCCGGGGCCUUUCUGAUAAUCAGGGGUCGCAGUUCGCUAACAUGAGCGACUUGUACCUGUCCUUUUGUAACUCCUACUCCCUGCUGGAUCUGUUCGACGGCUCAAUGAGCCCGGACAACCUGAACUGCAGCGUCCAGGCGCUGGAAGAGGGCGACACGACGCGAUGCGGCGAGUGCGUCCAGGCGUACCAGCGCUACGACCAGCACGCCCAGGAGAAAUACGAGGACUUUGAGCUCCUGACUCAGAAAUACGAGCCGGGGUCUUAUUCGGUGAGGACGUGCAUGGAGCAGUGCAAGACGGCCUAUAAGCCCUGGCUCUGUGCUCAGUACUUCCCCAACAUCAAGCAGUCUUGUCAGAGGAAGAUACCAUGCCAUCGGUACUGCCUGGAGGUCCAGCAGAGUUGUCCAUUCAUCCUGCCCGACAACGAUGACCUGAUCCACGGUGGAAACCCCAGCUUUAUCUGCACAGGGCUCCUGGGAGAUCAUCCAUCAGAAAGCGAGGCGGAAUGCUGCGACGUUCGAUGGGACUCAAAAAUGGACAGCCCUUCAGGCAGCACACUUAAAAGGACUGCUUCUUCCUGCCAGCCCGAGGGGGCUUCGGUCACUUCCGCCGCCAGCCCGAGACUGUGCAGUGGGCGACUGAAGAUAUGCCUGCUGGCCCUUGUCCUCCUACAAACUGUCAUCAUUAUUUCAGCCUCGCAUAACUCUACGUUGCUGGACGUGGCCGCCAUUUUUUCGCCAGAGGAGGCUGCGUCGAAUGAGGAGUGAACCUUCUGGGCGUCGGGAGCGGGAUUAUGGCUUUUACAGUGUCAUGGCUGCCAGGGACACAUCUGGCGAGACGUGCCUGAGAUGUCACUGCGAUAUGCUGCCAACAAACUGUCAAUCACACAACAUGGGAGGGCUUGAACUGCAGAACGGGGGCUGGGAGUGGACAUCGACCCAACCGAGAUGUUCGAGGACCACCCCUCACUAAGAACUGACCUCUUGCCACUAGAAACCUGCUCAUUGUUUCUAUCUCAUCCAAAUGUUUUCUAGCAUAUCGUCCCUGUUUUCCUUACCCUCCUACCUUCCCUCUCCUCCGAUUUCAGUGUCUGGAUGGGUUAAAUGGACAUUGACAAAGUGUGUAUUCCAGCUCAUCGUUACCUUUAGGUUUUCCCCCAGGUGUCAAUAUUUUGACCACUGUGUUUCUCUCUCAGUCCUUCAUCUCCUUUGGUGCGCCGUACAUGUUGUUACUCCAGGGCCUGUUAGUAUCAGCUCAUCCUUUAGUUGUGGGUCUUGCUUUCCUCAGAAACAAACUGUAUGUGGUUCUCCUGUGUUCUGAUGUUAAGCUUGUGUUUUUUUUGUCUACUGGAUCUCUUUUGAACCCAAUGGGACCUUAAGUGCUCUGAGACUCGCUUCCUCCUCUGACUUGUUCUGCACUUAGAUAAAUUGGGAGUGAAGCGGAAACAUUAGUGAUAUUGCAGCUGUAUACGACUUCAAGGUGUUGCAGGAAUCAGAACCAGACUUAUUGGCAGUGCAGCGCUCUUUGACUGGACGCUGCAUGUUCUGAAGUGUUCAGUUCACCUUACACCACAGUGACUCGUUUUACCAAUUAGAUUAGUUGGGAAUGAGAACACAGGAACAACCCAGGAACACCAGAACUACAAAAAGCCAGACCACAGGGAGCCUCACUCACCAACUACGAACCUGACUCCACAAAUAGGCUUUUCCCACCAAAUUGGUUCCACUGCUCAACCAAAGAAAGCCAGUUCCUAACUGGUCCAGUUUGGUUUUCCACAACCAGAAAACUAGCUUUUACCAUUUAUCUUAGUAUCUCUGCAAACAUAUACAUUAAUAUCCUUGUCUUAAUUAAUAAAACUUUCAGCCAAUUUCUGAUCUGGCACAUUUAAGGCAAACUUUCAUAACACUAUUUUGACCCUUAUAAAAGACAGUCGGGGCAGCAGGAAAAUAUCAGCUGGGACCUAUUAAACGCAGCAAAGGCUGAUUUCAAAAUAAACAGCAGGAGGCAGGGUUGUAAACCUUUUCUUUCAUCUUCCAUGCAUAAGAAAAGGCACUUUCUGCCUACAGCUGCUUGCUUGUGACCCUAAACCGCUCUAAUUUUUGCCAGUAAAGCUUAAUGGGCGCUCUAAUUUAGUAAGAAAUGACUUUUCAUGCCUCAACAAAUAAAGUGCCUCUCUUUACACACAAGAAUAAGCACGAUAAAUAAACUUAAAUUAAGGUGCAACAGGACAACUGAAUACCCAGAGGCAGUUAAAGUGAAAGGUGGAUCGUGACAAAUGGCACUGUCGGCACCACUGAGCUGCCUAAACCCAUUCCCAAUAGAGAAUGAACCCAAACUAAAUAUCUACCUGAGUUUCCUCUAACUCAGGUACUUUUGUAAUAAAAAAGUUGCCUGAAACAGUUGCAACAUAAUUAGUCUUCAGACACAAACUUAAAUUUCUCCCUUUUAUUAGAUGAUCCACAAUAGUUUUCUGAAUAUGUUCCAAUUUGGAAAUGUUCCAUGGGGAUUAUGGGAUAUCAUGGGGAUUUAGUGGAAAUUGGGGUAAUUUAAACAAACUGCAUCAUAUCCAGGCAUAAAUAUUAAUAUUUUGGGUGUUUUUUUGUUAUAGGAAGACAGUUAAAUAUCAAUACCAUUCAUGUAAUAUAUUUACCUAAUAACUUCAGUAAAACCUACUAAUGCAGGAAUCUUGUGAUGGAGAUAUGCACAGUGUGUGUAGGAGGCAUGCCCCCCUGCAGUAAGCAGUGUGUUAUGUACAUGUGACUGAGGAACCGACGGAUAUACUCAAGUGCACUUGCAUGAAAUCUGAUUGCUUUAGUCAAGAUUAUGCUUAAAAUUAUAUUUCCCUCUACUAUCAUUACAAUUCCUAUCAAGAGACAACCUUCACUAUUUAAAAUUCCCUGUUUCUUCCUUGAAUUUCCCAUGGAAAAUUUCCAACUUUGAGAAUUCCCAGGAUUUUGCAACACGAGCAGGACAGUUUUUCAGUUUUUGUCUUCGAUUUAGAUCAGAUCAAAAAUUUAAAAAAAACUCUGGUGAUCACAUUGUUAUUGGUUGUUGGCAUCCAUUAGCCCUCCUCCAGCUCCAGAAGGUGGUUCUUUCCUCUGGACCAGCUCAGAGUGGGCAGUAAGGACGAUUUCACACUAGAACCGUGAGGGGGAUUCGGUUCGGUUGGGGCAGGUGGUGGUCAUACUUUAGUGGGCAACAUCACUCAGAUAGAACAGCUGAUUGUUUGAGGCAAAUUUAAUGUACUGACUAGGAAGAAUAAAAAGCAUAAAGUUAAAAAAUGAUGCAUGGAUUUGGAGCAACACCAAAUGAAUACAGAUUUAGGUGUUUUAACCUAAGUUCCCCUGUGUGAGCAGCAGAUGAGGCACCGAGCUCUUCAGCAUGUUGCUCUUUACGAGAGACAAAUUCAGCAGGGUCACUUCCUCUCUAUGUCUCUUUAGAUAGUUCCUCUGUUUGGUGCGAACUACCAGGGCUCACUUACAAGAAAACCACAACCAAUGUUUUUAGGCCGACCAGAAUUUGCUCAUUUGCUCCAGACCAAAGUUUGGAUAAAGGUUCACAUCUGGCCGAGCAAAAACCCAGCUCUGGUGUGAAAGUGACCAAAUAAAGCAGCACAUCUUUACUAGUGCCAGAGUUUGAGGUGGUGGAAACACCAAGAACUGGUGCUAAGCAAGAACCAGAAACUGUUUUGUGCAGGAACUGGUUUGGGGAAAAAAGAGACAAAACAAAAUGUGCAAAACUUUAGUUUGCUAUUUUACUUUUUUUUUCUACAAAAGACUUGGAUGAAAAUUAUUUAUAGAAUUGCGUCCCACAAGUCAUGAUCUUUUAUGGACUUAAAACAAAUACAUUUAUUGACAUUUUUGAGGAUUGUCUGCAAAACAAGGAAGUAUGUUUCGUUGUCAUUUAUAGAACUGCUUUCACAGAGCAGUUUUUUAUUGCUACUUUAGCACAGUAAUCAUGUUACCAUUGUGCCCUUGGGAUCUAAACAGGACUGAUCCAAACUAUCCAGUUUCUUUGUAUAGUUACAUUCAACGGCAACCUCCCCCUCAAAUGGGGGGAAGCUGAUGCUAUUAUUUUUAUAUAUAUAUAUAUAUACACAUAAUAGUUUUACAUGAACAUUCAGACUGAGAUCUUUUAGUAGCUUUUAUUUUUCAUUAAACCAUCCCUGCUCAUGUGGACUGAGAAAUAUAAUAAAAUAUCUGAACUGAUCAUGUUAGAUUAAGAAAUAUUAAAUCAUCUGGACAUUAACUGAACUCUUGCUGCAGCUGUUCAUCCACUUCCAUGCAGGGAGACUUCUGAGACCAAAAUGUACAAAUUACAUAUAUAUAUAUAUAUAUAUAUAUAUAUAUAUAUAUAUAUAUAUAUAUAUCAGUCCUUUUGUGGAGUACUGGAACUCAGGAGGUUUCUGGACACGUUUGUUGGUCGUAAAUAUUUUACUUGGUGAAUGAGGCUCCCGGAUCUUUGAGUGCAUUGUCGCUGAGUGAACCCAGGGAGAUGGAUGCUGGCAUCAAAAGGGGUAAAAGUGGUAAAAAUCAAACACUUCAGGGUUAGCUCCUUCUUCAUGACAGGUUCUCCUGGGACAAUCUGGCUUUUCAGGAUCUCAGAGUUUAUUCAAGUCGGUCAAUCAAACUACCUACUCUGAAAAUCAUAGACGAGCUGAUCAGUUAUGUUCUUUCUCUGACUAGCAAAGAGUCAGUGUGCAAGGAGUUUGAGGAGUUUUUAAAGGGCUGAUCCAUCCAGUUUUGUUCUGUGUUUUCCUUAUUUCAAAUGGCACCUUCUGCUAAAUCAUCUCUGCCACCCUUUUUGGUAGCGACAUGUAUCCAAAGCUGAAACGUGAUAAAAAGAGAAAGGAUUGCAUUAACAAAAUGGUUUAUCAACACGGUCGUUUUUAAUGGUCGAUCUCUAAUAAUGAGCUAAAGAUGAACUGAGGUGAUAAGUUUUAGCCAUCUUAGGGCUGGUGACAACUGGUGACCCUUGACCUUUUAGUUUAAUAUUCUAACUCUGUUUAUUGGUUUUCAUAUACAAACCCUGCUGAGACCUCCGUUCCCUUACAGACAGCAGCACAGUUUUGGCUCCGCUCCCUUCGAUCACUAGCUGACUGAGUCAUGUGGAUCUAUGCAGAUGAACCCCCUCGCCUCGAAACACCCACUUUGCCCCAGCCACUGUUGCCACCAUGUCCUUUCUGUUGUAAAUAUGUCCUGAGGAUGUGGGAUCCCCUUAAAGUCUCCCCUUCCUGCCUCUUCUGACACCCUCCCCCCACCUGUUGGAAUCUCUGUGUUUUUUGUUUGCCUCCUUGGUUUUUGUCUGUUUUUUGAGAUUUUUGCCACAUUUUUUGUUGUCUAAAGCAGUGGUGUGAGUUGAUGAGUAGGACUAAGCUGGAUAUUUAAAGGGAUGACAUAAAGAGGUCUUUAAAAAUAUAGAUAUAUAUGAAAAAGACAAAGCUUGAAAUGAGAAAAGGUUUAAAUAUAGAGAAAAGGUUAUCAUAAAGUUGUCAUAUUGUCAUACUAGAGAUGCUUUAGUUUGCUAUUUUACUUUCUUUUUUUUUCUACAAAAGACUUGGAUGAAAAUUAUUUAUAAAAUUACGUCCCACAAGUCAUGAUCUUUUUUGGACGUAAAACAAAUACAUUUAUUAACUUUUUGUUCAAAGGAAAAUAAAUAUAAAUUAUGUUAAACAUUA
Molecule: messenger RNA, 6772 nt
Organism: Girardinichthys multiradiatus
Lineage: Eukaryota; Metazoa; Chordata; Actinopteri; Cyprinodontiformes; Goodeidae
Product: NALCN channel auxiliary factor 1-like
Exons: 3
Coding region: 705-1862 (385 amino acids)
Biological process (GO): calcium ion import across plasma membrane
Cellular component (GO): plasma membrane
Molecular function (GO): stretch-activated, monoatomic cation-selective, calcium channel activity
Source: RefSeq, a predicted model, not a curated record